Molecule: messenger RNA, 840 nt
Organism: Scutellospora calospora
Lineage: Eukaryota; Fungi; Glomeromycota; Glomeromycetes; Diversisporales; Gigasporaceae
Source: the annotation of a GenBank genome assembly
AGUGCUCAACUUGAACAAACAGGUGAUAUAAAAAUAAACAAACCUUCAGGCCGUCCAAAACUUCUUAGCUUUGAACAAAAAAAAAAACUUAAAGAAAUGGUAAAAAAAAGAAGAUUAGCAACGAGCAAAAAGUUAGCAGAAACCUUGAAUAAUAUAUACCUCAGUCUUAAUAUUGCCCCUAGAACAGUUCGUGAGAACCUUCAAAAUAUUGGUUACAAGGUAGUGGUUCCCCAUGCAGUUCCUCUUCUCAAGAAAGAGGCUAUGAUUCGUCAAGUCCUUUGGGCGUGCAGAUAUAGAAAAAGACCAUGGAAUAAAGCUAUUUUCUCUGAUGAAGCAACCUUUCAAAUGUUUAGAAAUACUGUUAAGGUUCGUUACAAGAGUGGUGAACUAGUCCCAACUCGAGUAGUCGUAAAACACCCAUAUAAAGUUCAUGUAUGGGGAGCAUUUUAUGCAAAAGGAACUAUUGGAUUUCAUGCGUUUACUGCGAACAUGGCCUUGGGAGACAGGUGGACCUUUCAACAGGAUAAUGAUCCUAAGCAUACUGCUAAACUUACGAAGGUUUUGUUGGAAGAUCAAUGUCCGCAUGUUCUUAACUGGCCCUCGUCUUCCUCUGACCUCAAUCCAAUUGAAAAUCUCUGGGCUAUUAUGAAGCUUAGGGUCGAGAGGAAGGUAAACUUAGCAAUUCAUAAAAAAAAAACCGUCUUCCAAGAGUUUUUUAAAUCAUUAAUCGAAGAAGAAUGGUAUAAAAUAGAUGAGGGUCUUUGUUCUAAAUUAGUUAAGACCAUGCCGGAACAGCUUAAAUUAGUUAUUGAUAAAGGUGGGCAUACAAUUAAUUAUUAG